This is a messenger RNA of Spodoptera littoralis (African cotton leafworm), 1617 nucleotides long. Lineage: Eukaryota; Metazoa; Arthropoda; Insecta; Lepidoptera; Noctuidae. The record is from the annotation of a GenBank genome assembly.
AUGUUGAGUGUACUAUUCUUCAUAACCGUCGCCAUUUUGGUGGCAUAUAAAUUUUAUUCUAAGAAAACCGUUACUUAUGAAAAAGUAAAUAAAUACGGAGAAAAUAAAGUUAUGGUUUUGAAAGAAGCGCCGGGGCCUACGCCAUUACCGAUUAUCGGUAAUUUACAUCUGUUGGGCAAGCAUGAAUCCCCAUUUCAAUCUUUCACCGAUCUUGCGAAGGACUAUGGGGAUAUCUUUAGCUUGAAACUGGGAACAGCGAAAUGUUUAGUAGUCAAUAACUUGGAGUUAAUACGCGAAGUUCUGAAUCAAAAUGGAAAAUUUUUCGGCGGUCGACCCGACUUCCUACGCUUCCAUCAACUCUUUGCCGGAGACAGGAAUAACUCACUAGCCCUUUGCGACUGGUCGAAUCUGCAGCUCCGCAGAAGAAACCUAGCUCGUCGCCACUGCGGUCCGAAGCAACACACUGACAACUACGCCCGCAUCGGUGACGUCGCCACCUUUGAGUCCGUCGAACUGAUCCAAACCCUCAAAGGUAUUACUAGAAACUCCGACGAAGCUAUCAACCUAAAACCGAUCUUAAUGACAACAGCAAUGAACAUGUUUUCCCACUACAUGUGCAACGUUAGAUUUGACGCUGAAACUGAUAAAGAAUUUAGAAAAGUCGUCGACCAUUUCGACGAAAUCUUCUGGGAGAUCAACCAGGGAUACGCCUUGGACUUCCUGCCCUGGCUCAAGCCGUUCUACAAGAAGCACUUGGACAAACUCUCAAACUGGUCUUCCGACAUCCGUUCCUUCAUUCUAUCAAGGAUUGUUGAACAGAGGGAGAUGAACUUGGACAUCGAAGGACCUGAGAAGGACUUUUUGGACGGUCUCCUCAAAGUUUUGCACGAAGACCCAACAGUAGACAGGAACACCAUCAUAUUCAUGCUUGAAGACUUCCUUGGCGGUCACUCUUCUGUCGGUAACCUUGUUAUGUUAUGCCUCACAGCUGUAGCCAGAGACCCUGAAGUAGGCAGGAAGAUCAGAGCAGAAUUAGACGCUUUGACUAAAGGUAAAAGACCUGUUACUCUCCUAGACCGACACAGCAUACCAUACACAGAAGCUACAGUUCUAGAAUGCCUAAGAUACGCUUCAUCACCAAUCGUACCUCAUGUAGCUACAGAAAACGCAACCGUUGCUGGUUACGGAGUCGAAAAAGGAACAAUAGUCUUCAUUAACAACUACGAACUGAAUACGUCAGAAGAAUACUGGGAAAGGCCAGAGGAAUUUGAUCCUUCAAGAUUCUUAGAGAAGACCAAAGUUAGAGUGCGCAGGAAUUCUUUAUGCGAUUCUGGUAUGGAGUCGGACGGCGAGACUUCGAAGCAAACUGAAGCUAACGUGGAGAAAGAAGUAUGGUCUGUGAAGAGGAACAUCCCUCAUUUUUUGCCAUUCAGUAUUGGAAAGAGAACUUGCAUUGGACAGACUCUAGUUACAACAAUGAGUUUUGUUAUGUUCGCGAACAUUAUGCAGGAAUUUGAAGUCGGGGCUGAGAGUCUUGAAGAUUUGCGCCAAAAGCCAGCUUGUGUAGCGCUACCUAAAGAUACGUACAAUUUGUAUUUGAUACCACGUAAAUAUUGA